Molecule: messenger RNA, 455 nt
Organism: Meloidogyne enterolobii
Lineage: Eukaryota; Metazoa; Nematoda; Chromadorea; Rhabditida; Meloidogynidae
Source: the annotation of a GenBank genome assembly
AUGCUGCUCAUUGCGACAAUUCCUCUGGCAUUUGGGCGUCGUUGUGACGGAAGAAUCGUCGAUGUGACUGACAUCCAGAUUGUGAGGAUGGAAGCGAUGAAAUUGACUGUCAAGAAUGUCAAACGACGCUUUCUUGCCCAGCAUCAAUCUUUUCCACGAUUGGGUCUUUUCCACGAUUGGUCAUAUGCAUGUGAUGGCCUUCUCUAAACAUGCCGUUUUAAAUGUAAAGAGUGCAAUCCUGCAAGAGUCUUCCAAUGUCAUUCAUUGCAAUCUAUUCAAAACAACGUAAAUGGAACAAAUGAAAGCAAUUUAACAUUGGAGAGUAACAGGAGUGUUUCUGAUAAAACUUUUCCGGAGUGCAUUCAUCGUUCUUUGGUCUUUUUGCUUUAGUUAUACCUUCGCUACUGAAGGGGGGAGGGAAUCUUUUUUGUUUCCUACCCAACGACACGGGAGAU